This is a messenger RNA of Nothobranchius furzeri (turquoise killifish), 795 nucleotides long. RefSeq lists its product as uncharacterized. NCBI's taxonomy places the organism in Eukaryota, Metazoa, Chordata, Actinopteri, Cyprinodontiformes, Nothobranchiidae. The record is from RefSeq and is a predicted model, not a curated record.
UCAGAUUUAGAGUACAACUCUUACCGUAGAGGAUGCUUCUUUGGCUGAGGAGGUAGUGAGGCUGGUUUCAGACUAAAUAGUACGACUUUAUAAUAAUUUAUGGAGUUAAUUACAAACAGAACAGAAAGCAGGGUGAGCAGCGCAGCGAGAUGGUGACGAGAUCUUAAAGCAAAACAUGAAAGGUUGAACUUUCCUUGAUUACAGGAUAGGAUGGCGGCUGUAGGAGCCAUUUGGGCCAUCGUCGUGGUAACUGUUGUCACAUCCAAACCUGUAAGUCUGAAUGUAGGUGAAGAUUCUUCUAAGUCUUUAGAGUCUAGUGAGUCCACUUCAUCGGAGGAAACCUUCGGGCCCUCACAGGCUACGUUUACAGAGAGUGACGUACAAAUGGACCCAUCGCUCCUUCCCCCUGCAGACUCAGGGCUUUUCUCCGUUUUGCCAGACCUGGAGGACCCCCAGACCUCCACCGACACUGGUGCUUCACCCAUCGAGCCAAAGAGCCCGUGUCAAAAUGCUCCCGGUGAAGACGAUUCCCAGCUGGUCUGCAACUCUGAAGCAUUUGUGGAUGCUGGUGAAAUCACUGGUUCAACCACUCCCAACAUCCUCGGCCCCUUCCAGGAGACCCCACAGGAUACUGCACCCCCUCCCCUGCAGCUGGUCACACCAGCACCCCCCUCACUCUCCACAGACUCACCACUAGUGACCCCCAGUGACCCGACUCCGACUGGAGCUCCGCUUUGUUUAACGAUCCAGCUCACAACUCCUGAGCCAGCUCCACCGAGAGGAGACAGCAUGUGA